Paramecium primaurelia is the source of this 5580-nucleotide messenger RNA. Lineage: Eukaryota; Ciliophora; Oligohymenophorea; Peniculida; Parameciidae. The record is from the annotation of a GenBank genome assembly.
AUGAUAUAUAUUUUAGGACCAGAGUAUAAACCUAGAAAAAAGUUUAUUGGGAAAGUAUUUAAUUUAUUUAUAUGCAAUAGUUAUUUGUGUUCCUUUGUGAUAUUUAUAUUUGGUUAAUGUUCUUUCCAUGUAUGAUAACAUGUUUUGAAUUUUGUAUAUGUAAUUAAGAAUAAGAAUGUAAUUUUGAUUUAGUUAGAAUAAUCUUAACAUUGUUAGCAAUUUUAGGAUUAAUAUGUGGUUUGCUUAAUAUUACUGUAUUAACUGCUUUGCUUCAUAAUAAUUGGGAAAAUAAAAAGGAUUGUUUCAAUGGUGAGAAUGCAAUGUAUUUAACUAGUUACCAGUUUGGUCGCUUUGUAUUAGCAUUCUUUGUAGUUUUUAAGUAUAAUUAUUUAUGAUAUUUAAGCACUAAUAUUUAUACUUUCUUAUGGUUAUUUAUGAUAGUUUCCUUUAUAAUAUACACAUUAUUUUUAAUAAACAUUCUUAUUGGAAAUGGUUUCUUAGCUUUUGGAACUAAAUAUACUAGAUAAUUAUUUAUCAUAAUGUUAAUAUUUAUGGUAAGCAUAACAUUUUCAACAAUUAUUGAUGAAUUACAUAGAAGUUAGAAUCUAGAUAAAAGUAUUGAAAAUUUUAGUGUUUACUUUUUAUUUACAUUGAUCUUUUUAUUGUUGGCAUUCGGAUAUAAUAUGAGACAUACUCAAAGUCUAACUAUUUAAUUUGAUAUCAAUUCUCUUACUCCUAAUGAAUUAUAGAAAUAAAUAUAUACAACUCUUGCUUUCUUAGAAAUAUCACUUAGUGAUAUCACAAUUGAUACUUAUUUUAAAGGAAUUCUAUAGAGACAUAUGGAUUUUGAAUGUCAACAUCCUGAGAUUAAAGGUGAAGCAAGAUGUUUUUGUAAAAAGAAAAGAGUCUAUGAUUCUAAAAAGAGAAAAGAAGUAAGAGUUGAAGAAUGGUUUAUGAUGAAAGCUAUAAUUAUGAAAUUUUUGAUGAAAAGUUGGAUUGAAACAUAUCUUGCUAAUAGACCUAAUGAUAUAGGCAUUUAAAUAUUAUAUGCUAAGUAAGAUAUUUAUAUUAAUUUAGAUUUAUGUUUAGUAAAUUUCAUAAUCAUUAAAUUGCAUUACAUAUUUUAUCAGAUUUAGAAAAGAGAUUUACUUUUUUAUUAGAUAGAUACAAAUCUUAUUAAUUAAAAUGGAAAAUAAUAAAAUUCAUAAAACAUAAAAAUAGUGAUAGUUAUAAAGGGAAAUUAGAGAUUGAAAAUGCAUUAUUUGUAGAAGAAUAAAUUAAUUCUAUAAAAAAUAAUAUAACAAAUAUUUUGAAAUAAAAUUGUAUAUUUUGGAAUAAUCUUUAAUAAACUACAAUAGAUAUGAGUGAGAUGGAUAAUCUUUUAUAAAUGUAAUUUAAAAAAAUAGAAGAAACUAAACAUUUAUGGAUAACAAUUACUAAUUAUUUAGAAUAUAAAAAGAAAUGGAAAUUCUAUUAUGCAUGGUUUACUCUUUAUAUAUUAAAUAAGAAAAUUAAAAAUAGAAUUCUUGAUAACUUUUAGGGAUUUUAAGUAAAUGAAAAUGAUAUCUUCUCAGAAGAACUUUAAGAACAUAAUGUUGAUGAAGAUGUAAAUAGUGUUAAAUCAGGAUAUUUAGAUAAUGAAAAAAUAGAAAUAAAAAGCAAGAAAAUAAUUUUUGAUAGAAAAGCAUGUAUUAUAUAAGCUAGUGAUGACAUUCAAUCAUAAAUUAUCAAAGUGAAUAGAUAAUUUACUCGUAUUUUUGGAUAUUCUAGUGAUGAAGUAGUCAAAAUGUAAAUUAUAUAUGUUUUUAUUUUAGAUUGCCAAUUAUUAAUUUGAUGCCUGAUGUAUAUAGUAAAGUACAUCCUUAAAUAUUGAAUGAUUAUAAAUAAACAGGUAAAAGUAAUUCUCUCUAUUCUUAAAGAAAGAUUUAUUGUCUUCAUAAAUCUGGUUUUAUGUUUACUGCAUGGAAAUUUUUAAAAUUAUAUGUUGAUUUAAAUGGUCAAUCAUAAUUUGUUAUUAUGAUUAGGCCUACUGAUUUUGAUAAUGAAAAGAAACAUGAUUACAUUAUACUUAAUAAUGAUUGGGAAAUAAAUGGAAUGACAAAUAAUGUACUCUCAGGACUUAAUAUAGAUUCUCGUCUAUUCAAAAAAACUUCAUCUGAUUUAAUACUAUUCAAUCUUCUUUUAUUUGCACCUAAACUUAUUUAAUAUUCUAGAAUAGCUCCAUUGAUAAAUGAAGAAAGAGAUUUACCAAUUUUUGGAAUGAUGAAAAAUCCUAAGAAACCUAUUUAAAAGAUAAUAAACCAUUAAAAUGUUCUUGAAAAUUAAUUAUCUAAUUCAAGUAAACCUAAAAUCAAUGUAAAUAUGCUUGGCUCUUCUUCAUUAAAAUAAUCAUUUGGAAAACCAAUUCAAGGUAUGUAUUCAGAUCUUGAUUUUGGAUCCAAAGUAUUAUUACCAUAAUAAUCUAUUGAUUAAUAAAUACCUUAAUAAUUAGUAGUCUAAAAUGAAAGAGAUAAAUUCUUAUAACAUUAAAUGAGUUCUAUUAGUGAUAAAAAUGAAUUUGAAGAUUUUAAUAAAUAGAUAGGUUAAUUUGAUAAAUUAUAAAAUCUUAAUCAAGAAAUGGAUAGAAGAGCUGAAGAAUAGAUUAAUCAAUUAAAAGAAUCUUAAUUUUAAAAUAAUUAUUAGAAAAUAUAAACUAUGGGAAAUAAAGAAAAAGAUAAUUUUAGUGAGGAUAAUGCAAGUAGAGAUGAAAUGAUUUAAAAAAUCAAAGGUAUAAAAAUAUUAGAAGGUAAAAUUAAUAGUGGAGAAUAAAUAUAAUUUAGAAUGAAAAUUCCAGAAAAUAUGGAUAAAAUUAUUGAUUAUUAUUCAUCUUAAAAAUCUAAGAUGUACUAAUUAAAAAAAUAAUAAGAUGAUGUAUCAAUUAUUUAAAUUAUUUUAGCAUGUUAAAUAAGAAGAAGUCAUAGAUCAAGGUAAAAAGAAAGAAAAAGAUAAAUUCUUUAUUAAAUAAGGUACACAUUAAAGAGAAUUUAGAAAAAAAGCUAGAUUGAUGUUCUAAAAAGCAGCAGAAAUGAAGAGAUGUUAAGAUGAUGUGUAAAUAAUUAUAAUUCUAUAAUAUAGAAAUUUCUAUGAUUUAUUGGUUGAGAUCUAUUAGAAACUAAUUUAAGAGUAAAAAAAUCGUACAUUUAAAAUAAAUUGUACAAUUUAAUUCAUUAAAAUUAAAGAUGAAAGAGUUGGUAUAAUAAAAAUUAUAUCAAUAAAUGAAAUAAUGAAAAUUAAAAGAGUCUAAAGAGAAAGGGAUGGAAAUCGUAAAUAAUCAUUCUUUCUUAAAAAUAUUUAACCUUCAAGAGAAUUAAAAGGAUCAAAAUUAUCAGCAACUAAUAUUUAAAAUCAAUUUGAAAAUUCAAAAUUUGUAUCUAUGGCAAGUGAAAGUGAUACUAAAUAAUAAAUUAGUCCUUUAGAAAUUAAAUCUAAUUAAAAGAAUCCUCUUAUUAAAGAUAAAUCUUUUAAAGGAAAUUUAGGUUAUUAGAUGAAUGUUCCAGUAUAAGAAAUAGAUGAUGAUAAAGAUCUAUUAAUUGAUAGUAAAGCUUUUAAUAAGAUGAUUAAUUGGGAUACUUUUUAAUAAUAAUUUAAAAUGUAACAAGGUGCACUUAAUUUUUCACUUAAUGCUGGUGAUAAUAUAUUUAGGAAAGAAGAUAAUAAUAAACCUCGUAAAUUCUUGAUUAAGAUUGCAUAUUUAACUUGGUUUUUAAGAAUAAUGUUUGUUGCCAUCAUUACAUUAAAUCUAUUAACUUACUUUCUUAAACCAUUUUUAGAAUUUAACCCAAUGAUUUCUUAAGCAUAAAGAAUCUUAGCAUUAUCAUAAAUGUAAACUACUAUGAUUGAAACUUAUGAUACACUAUUAGAUCUAUUAAUAUAUUAAGAUGAAUCUGAUUUUAAUGAUAUGGGUAUGUCAGACAAAUUAACCUAUUAUACUUAUUAAUUAUCAAAAAUUUAGGAGAGUUAUGAAUUUAUUAAAUUGUAAAUAAAAGAUAUAGAUUAACUACAAACAUUUCUUGAUCAUGAUAUUUUUUAUUCUAAUGCAAUAUCAGAUGAAUCUAUACUUGGUUAAGCUAAUACUACUCUUAUUUUAGACAGUAAAGACUUUUUUACUAAAUUUGUUAUGUUAGAACAUCAAAUAUCUAUGAUGAAUGCUACAACAUUAGAAAUCAUAAGUCCUUCAGAUCCAUUUGUUAUAUUUAUUAGAUAUGUUACUAUACCAUAAUUAUACAAUUAACUAAAUAAUGCUGUUAUUGAAUUAUAAAAUAUAGUAUUAGAAAAAUCCAAUUCCAUUUCUGAUUUUGUUAUAGUAAUUCUUAGUGUUGAAGGUUCACUUUUAGCAAGUGGUUUUUUUGGAUUGUUAGUUAUAAUUUUUUGGAUUAGUCAAACAUACAAGGCAGUUUUAAAGAUUUUCAUUCUUAUAUAAAAGAAUGAUUUAAAUAAGAUUGUCAAACAAUAAAAAUUUAUUGAAAAUUAAUUUAAGUAUAUAAUUGCAAAAGAUUAAGAAAUAAGUGGAAUAUAACCAAAAGGUAUUUAUUAAAGAGUUAAUUCUAUAACAUCUAAACAUAAUUUUUAAUUGCAAUAAAACUUCCUAUUAAUUAAUGAAGAAGAGGAAUAAAAUAUGAAUAAAAAAAGAGAGAAAAAUAUCAUUGAUAGAUAAUUGCUUAAAUCUUUAACUCUUAAAUUAUAUGCAACAUACAUCAUAUUAGUAUUAUUAUAAGCAGGAACUUCUUUUGCUUUUUUUUUUUCACUUAAAUAAGCAAGUAGCAAUAUUAGCAAUCUAAUUUCAAUAGGUUAAGUUUCAAUUUCUGAUUUUUCUAAUAAUUAACUUCUAUUAGUAUCUGUUAAAGAACGAUACUAUAAUGAGGAAAAUUAUAUAUCAAAUUAUCUACCAAAAGUAAAGAUAUUACUAGAAAUUUAAAUUGAAAGCAUCAAAUAAACCCCUUAAAUUGAUAAUCCAGAAUAUGGAAAUUAUUAUAGUGGAUUUCAAUCAAUUUAUUUUGAUAAUCUUUGCAAUUAUCUAUUUAAUUAAACUUGUAAAUAUAUUAUAUAUAUAUAUAGAAUUAACUUAAAUUUAAUAGAAUGAUUGUGAAUCAUUAGUAAAUGGUAAAUUAAAAGAUGGAAUUGUGGCAUUUAAUUAAUAUUUCCUCUCAAAUGUAUAGGAUUAUGUUUUAUUAAAUGCAGAUAGAUUUGGAAAUAUAAAUAAUAAAAUUCUUUGGAAUUUUAAUUCUUGUAUAGAUUAUGUCAAAACAGCUUUUAAAUUUUUGCUUACUGAAUGGGCUCAAGUAUAAUAUCAUUACAAUAUACAAGGAUUUAAAUUAGCUAAUAGAUUAAAAUAUCACAUUAAUUUUAGUGUUGCUUAUUGUUAUGCAAUUAUUUUAAUUAAUAGUAUUUUUGGCAAUAGCUGAAAUGUAUUUGGUAAACCAACUUAAUAAAGCCUUUUCUUUUUAUCGAUUAGUUUAUAAAUCCUAUAUGCCAAAUGAUAUCAUUCAAAAAGAGAAAAUCAUAAGAGCCUAAUUAAUACGUUAUAAUAUAAUUAAGAAAUGA